Chenopodium quinoa (quinoa) is the source of this 1522-nucleotide messenger RNA. RefSeq names its product expansin-A10-like. Gene Ontology annotation, biological process: plant-type cell wall organization. NCBI's taxonomy places the organism in Eukaryota, Viridiplantae, Streptophyta, Magnoliopsida, Caryophyllales, Amaranthaceae. Gene Ontology annotation, cellular component: extracellular region. The record is from RefSeq and is a predicted model, not a curated record. The transcript has 3 exons. Bases 211 to 966 code for a protein of 251 amino acids.
GCUAGUUAAGUUCCAACUUUGCGCCUCUUUAGUCCAAAAAACCAAACCUCACAGUUCACUUUUUCCCUCUAUUUAAUCCCCCUUACCCCGCUCCCAUUUUUCCUCAACUCACAUCCCAAACUUCUUUACUUCCCUCACCACUUUUGCGCCUUUUCUAGCUCGCUCUUUACUCCUUUAGUGCACAAAUUCUUACACUAAAGGAACCCAAACAUGUCUCACGUUGUUUACCUUGUCCUCACCAUUUCCUCUCUUCUUUUUUACUCUUCCUUUGCUCAUCCCCAUGCCGGUCAAGGUUGGACCGAAGCUCACGCCACCUUUUACGGUGGUGGCGACGCUUCCGGCACCAUGGGAGGGGCAUGUGGGUAUGGAAAUUUGUACAGCCAAGGCUAUGGUACGAACACGGCGGCAUUGAGCACGGCGCUGUUCAACGACGGGUUGAGCUGCGGUGCGUGCUACGAGAUGCGGUGCGUUAACGACGCGAGGUGGUGUCUUCCUGGGUCAAUUAUUGUGACGGCAACAAAUUUCUGUCCACCAAACAAUGCGUUGCCAAACAACGCAGGAGGUUGGUGUAACCCUCCCUUGAAGCACUUUGACCUUGCUCAACCUGUUUUCCAACAAAUGGCUCACUACAAGGCUGGAAUUGUCCCCGUUUCCUAUAGAAGGGUAGCAUGCCGAAAGAAGGGUGGAAUCAGAUUCACAAUCAACGGUCAUUCUUACUUCAACUUGGUUUUAAUCACCAACGUUGGAGGUGCAGGAGAUGUUCAUGCAGCCUCAAUCAAAGGCUCCAGAACUAAUUGGCAAUCUAUGUCAAGAAACUGGGGGCAAAAUUGGCAAUCCAACUCUCUCCUCAAUGGUCAAAGCCUCUCCUUUAAGGUCACCGCCAGUGACGGCCGAACCGUCACCGCCCUUAACGUGGCUCCUCCUAAUUGGUCCUUUGGCCAGACUUACUCCGGUGGCCAAUUUUAAUAAAACAUAAAUAUCACUAGAAAAAAAAGGAAAGUCAUAAUUUUACUAGGGCAUAAUUAAUUAAACUAAGUGUAGUUUUUUUUUUAUUAAUACAAAGUGUGGGGUACACAAUAAUAAGGGUUAAUUUUAGUGUAACCCUUAUUAAGUUAUUAUAUAUCAGUCCUGAAUUUAAAAAGGAAAAUUAAAAAAUUGAUUUGGGCUUUUUUUUGUAACACCAAGCCCAUUUCAUAUUUUUUAAUUUUCUAAAAAAUUCAAUUAUGGGUCAUGGGUUAUUUUAUUUCUGUCCUGAUAUUAUAACGGGACAGAAUUUAGGCAGGGGUGGGUUUUUACCACCCGCCAAUAUUUAAUUGGUUAUUUUAGAAGUGAGUUUUUUUUUUUUAGGAAUAAUUAAAGUUUGGUUUGAAAGUUGAGUUAAGUGAUUAUUGUCUGUUAAGUUUGUGUUUAAGCAAAAUCAAGUGUAAUCACUGCAUUAGAAGUUAAAUUAUGUAGUUUGUUACGAGUAUAAAAGGGUGUUAUUAUUAUAUUUUUGAGUUAUGAUUGAAAGUUAUUUUUGUUA